GUAGAAGUGCAGGAUGCCUUCAUGACUUACACAGUGUAUGAUGACAUCAUCACCAUUAAGCUCAUCCAAGAGGCUUGCAAGGUUCUUAGUGUCUCCAUGGAAGCCAUUCUGAAACUCUUUGGGGAAUACUUCUUGAAAUCCUGCAAGAUGUCUGGCGAUGACAGGAUGUUACGGACACUGAGAGGAAAUCUCACGGAGUUUAUUGAAAACCUAGAUGCCCUCCAGAGUUACCUGGCGCUCCCUUAUCAGGAGAUGAAUGCAUCAUCGUUUUGUGUGGAGAGAGGAGCAGAUGGGAAGAUGCUUCUCCAUUACUACUCUGAUAUAAGUGGUCUGUGCCACAUUGUACCAGGUAUCAUUGAGGCUGUGGCCGAAGACUUCUUUGACAUUGACGUGACCAUGGAUAUCCUUGAUGUGAAUGAAGAGGAGGAGAGGACAGGGAAGAAGGAGCAUGUUGUGUUUCUGAUCGUGCAGAAGUCGCAGAGACAGAUGAGAAGGGCAAAGCCAAAGGGAUCACAAGACACUCAGGACAGCCAGAGAGACCAAGAGGCCCUGGAGGCAGCUUUCCUUAGGAUGAAAGAGAAAUAUUUGAGUGUCUGUCCCGUGAAAAAGUCCAGCUGGGAAGUUGUGAGAAGCAUAGUCAUGUUUGGAAAAGGGCAUCUCAGGGACACCUUUGAACCAAUUUAUCCCGAGUGGCUCUGGAUUGAAGAGAAGACAUUCUGCAGUGCUUUUCCCUUCCAUGUGGUAUUUGAUGAAUCAGCACAGUCAGAUUUGGUUCCCAAAGGGCACUUGAAUACAGAAUUAGUAGAACUGGUGUUCUCCAUCCUUGGCUAUCACUGGCACCCAGUUUAUGCUGCAGGAGAAUUUAAAACGUGCACAAUUGUCUUCAGCAACAUAGUGACAUUUACGAACAUCUGUGCUGCCUGCGAACCUAUCCAGAUGGUGAAUAUGCUGAAUUUAAUAUACUCCAAGUUCGACAGGUUAACCAGUGUCCACGAUGUCUACAAAGUGGAAGCAAUAGUAGAUGCUUCUAUGGUGGUAGGGGGUGUACCAGUGCCUAUUGGAAGCCACGCUCAAAGAAUAGCUAACUUUGCCUUGGGGAUGAGAAUGUCUGCAAAAGAAGUGAUGAAUCCUGUUACUGCAGAACCCAUCCAGAUCAGAGUGGGCAUCCAUCCUAUGGCACCAGUCUUGGCAGGUGUCAUGGGGGACAAGAUGCCAUGGAACUGCUUGUUUGGUGACACUGUGAAUACAGUCUGUAGGAUGGAAAGUCACGGGCUUCCCAACAAAAUGCAUCUUAGCCUCAGGGCCUACAGAGCUCUGGAAAAUCAAGGUUUUGAAAUAAUUGAGAGGGGUGAAAUUGAAGUGAAAGGGAAAGGGAAAAUGACCACAUACUUUGUGAUCCGGAACUUGAAUGCUUCAGAGGAUGAGAUCAUGGGGAGACCUCAAACUCGGCUUGAUCCCGAGGGUAAGCAAAAAAGAUAAGCCUCCCCCUGAGGAUCCGUGCCACCAGUUUGCCCUGAACACUCUUCUGUUGCAUCCUGGAUGAAGGGGCUUUUCCCUCAGCCUCUCCUGCAGCUGGGGGAGGAUUUCACAGCCUCCCUCUGCUCUUCAGCCUCCAGGGAGGCUCCAGACAGGCUUUCUUCACACACUGGCAACUUCCACCUUCCUCAUUGUCUGUUGGCUUUGAAAACGGGGAAGAAAGACAAAAUCUGUGACUCACCUGGCUCCAGUAAUGGCAAGAGAGCUCUGGGCGCUUCACCCACUGACAUCGCCUGUCAGGACAGAGGGCUGUACAGGAUUAACAAACUAGGUGUGCCUAGCUCACACCCGAGACCACUUCCUCCCAGACCCCCCCUGCGGGUGGCUCUCAAGCUGGAAAUUUGA
Molecule: messenger RNA, 1881 nt
Organism: Mesoplodon densirostris (Blainville's beaked whale)
Lineage: Eukaryota; Metazoa; Chordata; Mammalia; Artiodactyla; Ziphiidae
Product: guanylate cyclase soluble subunit beta-2-like
Biological process (GO): response to oxygen levels; cyclic nucleotide biosynthetic process
Cellular component (GO): guanylate cyclase complex, soluble
Molecular function (GO): guanylate cyclase activity; heme binding
Source: RefSeq, a predicted model, not a curated record